AUGGCGAACUCGAAAGAGAACACUCCCACCGGGAGCCCGUCUCCCUCAGAAGAAAACUUAAGCGACAAGAUCCGUCUCGCCGCGAAGAUCGACUUCGCCGCAACGAUCUCCUCCGCCAAGAAAGGACGAGAGCCCCCUCCGUCCGCACCACGCCGCUCGAGAAAAUCUUCCUCGAGCGACAAACCCCGCAGCUCGAAGAAAUCCUCCUCGAGCGAGAAGAUCCUCAAACUCAUGGAGAAUCUCGUCAAGCCACUCGCCGACGGUUUCGAGUCAAUGCGAGCACAGCAGAAAAAGACUCAGGAACAGGUGGAAGCCCUAGCACGAGAAGACGAUGAAGAUCCGUCAAGUCCCACCGACGGAACAACCCCCCGUCCUGCGCACUUCAGGCGACUUACCACCAAGAGCUUGAACGGAAGCCCGCUCACCCGCAGGCUCCGCCAGAUUGAGCUACACGAAAGAGUUCGACUCAAAAUCGACUCUUACACCGGCGAAGAAGACCCCAAGAAGUGGCUAACCGCGUUCAACCUCGCCAUGAGGAGGGAGAAAUACAAAUCUUACGAUGAAAGGGAGGCCAACUACUGUCAAGUAUUCGUCGAGCACAUGGCGAAAGAUGCCUUGACCUGGUUCUCUAACCUCCCCGCCGAGUCGAUCGAUAACUUCGACGACCUAACCAAUGCUUUUCUGAAGCAUUACUCCAUGCACAUGACCCGAAUCACUCGGAACAUGUUCACCACAACGCAAACCCAAGGCGAACCAUUGCGCAGCUUUAUGGAAAGGUUCAAACAAGCAGCUCGCGACACUGGCGACAUGCCCGAUAGCGUCCCGCUAGAAGCACUCCGCAACGGCCUCUGGUACGACUCCAAGUUCAAGGAGGAUUUGUCACUAAAACCCCCUGCGACUCUGGAGGACGCGUUCCACCGCUCUCGGAACUACAUCUUCCUCGAGGAAGACCAGCGCUUCUACGCCGAGAAACAUGGAGAUAGGAGGGCAACCUCGACGAAACCCAGAGAGGAACCCAUGGAGGCACGAAGAAGACACGAUCCAAAGAGGUCUCUCCUCACAGCGUUCGCAGCAGCCGACGACGAGUUCGAGCAAGAACACGCAGCGGCCGUUUCGAUGCCACAAGACAUCAACUCGCUCGGAGAUGACAACGAUACCAAAGCUUUCUGCAAGUUCCACGGGAGGACUGGCCACGCCACUGAAAACUGCAAACACCUAAUGAGCAACCUCAUGCGCAUGUACCAUCGAGGAGAAAUCCCGCCAAUGGACGGUGAUAGGUCCCAAGGAAAAAGCUUCCCGCCGAAACCACCAAAAUCUGGGCAGCAGGAGAAGCGCGGACGACAACCCCGUCCGAGGAAGGACGCAGAAAAGGCGGAAGCCCUUGGGAAAAGGAAUCGUGAUGACCACGACGACCUACCUCCACCACCGAAGCGACAAGUCAGCAUGAUCAUGGGAGGCUUCCUGGAUAACGACGAUUCCAUAUCGGCGAUCAAGGAAUACGAACGAAAGGCCGAUGCGAGCGGGCUGGACAUCCCUCACCUUGACCCACUCGUAAUCACUCUACAGAUCCACGACUGUGACGUCGCGAAGGUCCUGGUUGAUACCGGGAGCACGGUGAACCUCAUCUUUCUGGAAACACUGAACCGCAUGGGGUGGAGGAAGGAUCUAUCAAACCUACAUCCCGUCCCCUCACCGGUUUCACCGCCGAGCAUGUUUACAGCUGUGGCACAGUCCGGCUCCCCGUUUAUGUCGGCGGAAUUUCAAAGCUCUUGA
This is a messenger RNA of Microthlaspi erraticum, 1773 nucleotides long. Lineage: Eukaryota; Viridiplantae; Streptophyta; Magnoliopsida; Brassicales; Brassicaceae. The record is from the annotation of a GenBank genome assembly.